Molecule: messenger RNA, 3628 nt
Organism: Vicugna pacos (alpaca)
Lineage: Eukaryota; Metazoa; Chordata; Mammalia; Artiodactyla; Camelidae
Gene: POC5
Product: POC5 centriolar protein
Biological process (GO): eye photoreceptor cell development
Cellular component (GO): photoreceptor connecting cilium
Source: RefSeq, a predicted model, not a curated record
GCGGUCCUUAUUUCCUCCCUGCAGUUUGAAACUGUCAGGUUGCUGCUAGGGAAGGCGCCGGACUCGCUGUUGUUUCCGUGGCGAAGCGGCGAGAAGACGCGGAGGGAGGAAUCCGCGUUUGCCGAGAGCCGAGGCGCAUCUGUACAGAAUGUCAUCAGAUGGGAAAUGCUCACCUCCAGUUUUGCAAAAUGGCUCCGACCGAGGCAGCUCUGUCUCUUCAGAUCUUCAGGAAGAGUAUGAAGAAUUGCUUCGUUAUGCUGUAGUGACUCCAAAUAUUGACUCAGGUGCUUCACAGCUGCCUCAUUCCAAGGGAGAAGUGGUGCCAGAGACUAGAAUUCCUACUAUAAUGGAUGAUAUUCUUCAGAAUCAAGCAGAAAAUAGCUCUGCAGUAAGAGAAACAAGGAUGGAAGUUGGAAAAGGAUGUGAUUUAAAUAUUUCAAGUCAUUCAAAGACAGAUGGGUCAUCACCAGUGUCAUCCCCAAGGAAACCGCCUCACCCGGUCAUGGAUUUUUUUAGUUCGAAUCUUUUAGGUGACUCUUCGUCACCAGGGUCUAAUUCUAGUCAUAUAGAUGCCCAUGAAGUAGUUGUGAGUGAUUUUCUUAUUUCUGAUGAAAACCUUCAGAAGAUGGAAAAUGUACUUGAUCUUUGGAGUUCAGGUCUUAAGACAAACAUCAUAUCUGAACUAAGUAAAUGGAGGCUUAAUUUUGUUGACUGGCACCGAACGGAAAUGAAAAAAGAGAAAGAAAAACAUGCAGCAGAUUUAAAACAACUGUGCAACCAGAUCAACAGCUUGAAGGAGCUACAAAAAACCUAUGAGGUCUCCAUUGGGAGAAAAGAUGAGGUGAUUUCUAGCUUGUCUCAAGCCUUAGGCAAGCAAAAGGAAAGGACAGAGUUGAUGAGAACAUUCUGCCACUGGCGAAUCGGCCUUGUCAAAUCCAGACAAGACGUCUAUGAAAGUAAACUAGCUGACCAGUACUUCCAGAGAACUUUACUGAAGAAAGUCUGGAGGGGCUGGCGCUCCAUAGUACAAAAACAGUGGAAGGAAGUGGUGGAACGAGCUUGCCAAGCAAGAGCCGAGGAAAUUUGUGUCCAGAUUUCCAAUGACUAUGAAGCCAAACUUGCUGUGUUAUCUGGAGCUUUGGAAAAUGCAAAAGCUGAGAUCCAAAGGAUGCAGCAUGAAAAAGAGCACUUUGAAGAUUCCAUGAAGAAAGCUUUCAUGAGGGGUGUAUGUGCGUUAAAUCUUGAAGCCAUGACUAUAUUUCAAAACAGAGGUGAUGCAGGGAUAGACUUCACAAAUAAUAAAAGAGAAGAGCAUGGUCCUGGUGUUCAAGGAAAAGAACCUCCUGCUCAUUUGGAUCCUUCCGCUCCUCCGAUGGCCUCAGCGGCUGCCCUGCCUCCGUCCCCACCGGCAGCCACCGGCGCCGCUGCUUUGGUCACUUCUGCCGGGGCUGCCCCCGCUUCCUCUGUUCACCUUCCGGUUUCUGCUGCUCACGGUGCUGGAGCCACAGCCACAGCCGCCCCGGAAGACGUGUUUGUGCCAAGGGUUGUGACAUCGGCACAACAGAAAGCAGGAAGAACAAUCACAGCCCGGAUCACAGGGAGAUGUGAUUUUGCUUCAAAAAACAGAAUCAGUAGCAGUUUAGCUAUAAUGGGAGUUUCUCCUCCCAUGAGCUCUGUUGUUGUGGAAAAACAUCAUCCGGUCACAGUGCAAACCAUCCCUCAAGCUGCUGCAGCAAAAUACCCCCGGACCAUUCAUCCUGAAAGUAGUACUUCAGUUUCCAGAUCUCUCGGAACCAGAUCAACUCACAGCCAGUCUCUCACAAGCAUUCAUUCCAUAAAAGUGGUUGACUAAAAUGAAUAUGUUCACAUUGAGGUCUUUUAAUUCUUCUGGUUUUACCAAGGAUUAGAAGCCUUUAGUUUUUUAAAUUCCAUAUUCUUAGAACAUCAUACAUUCAUCAUGUUCAUUUUUUCAAAAUUAGAAGAGACUUUUUCAAGCUAUACCAUCCUUUGUAACUAUAUGUAGGAAUAUUUUAAUGUUUUUUUUUAUUUAAGCAAUUAAGUAAAACUUUUUUAAAUUAAAAAAGAAACUGGACUUUCUUUUAAUAGGUUCAGCCUGUCACUGAUUAUAUCGUCAAAGUGUAUAAAUCCUGUUUUUGCAACGUUAUUUCUAAAAGGCCAAAUCAUUUCCAAUGUUAUCAGGUGAGCUUUGAGAACUUUACUAAAAAAAUAAUUAAAACUAUAAUAGAAACUAAGGUAUUUUUAUUUAAAAAUUAAAAAGAUAAAGACCGGUAAUAAUAAUAACCUUUUAUCACAAAGUUUUUUGUGACUUUAGUACAUCAGUCCACAUUUUUCUAGGACUCUAACAAUUAAAAAUAGGGGCAAAUGGCAAUACCUAUGAAUAGUUUUUAAUGUUAAAAGGGAGAAAAAUUACUAGUACAAAAACAGUAACAGAAACAUCAAAAAGAAAUUUUCUGUUAGAAUGACAGUUACUGAUGUUCUUUCUUACCUUUUUGAAAUUCCACACCGUUGAACCUUUUUUUGCUGUGAACAUCCAGACAUCAUCCUGUGGUGGUACAUCCCCGGGCAAUUCAGGACUUUGCAAUGGCUGGCAAUAGGAAGAAACCAUCUGGGCAAAACUGUUUUAGGAGAGUAAGACUGGGCCUCCAAUGGUUUUAUUGCUGGCUGACUGGGUUAUCUUGGGCCAGACAGUUUAAUCUCGGGAUCCUCAUCUGUGAAAUAAUGCAAUCUGCCUACCUCACCUAUUUACAGGGCACUUAUGGCUUACCUAAAGACGAGUGGAUGCUGAAAAACUUGUGUACAGCCUCAGUUUCCGUAUCUUUAACAGAAGUGGAUGGACUUAAUAAUCUGAAGCCCCUUUCAAUCUGAAUAUGAUCUAGCUCUGUGCUCUAAUUUUACUACUGGAAGUAGUUUUUCUUAUUAACUCAUGUUGUAACAGGACAUGAGAGAAUAAAUGUGAGACAGAUAAAUAUCCCAUUUUCUAAAGGACACACCAAGGCUUUUUUGAACUAUAAAAGUAUCUGGCUAUGUGUUAGAGAGUAUUAGAUCCUUCUUAUGCAACACUUGUUCUGGGUUCUGGCCAGCCACUGCUGCAGCAGACAGCUCCUCCUGGGUCUCAGUAAGCACAAACCGACAGCACCUCGUCUCCUGCUGCACUUACCAGGGGCGUGCUCCUGCCCAGGGCUUCCCUGUGCACUCAGAGACACUGGCGCUUUCCACCUGGAGCCAACUCACACGCAGCCCGGAAUUAACACGCCAUUGGUGUAAACAGAUAGUUCUUCCUUUCUCCCCCUUGUAUGAGUUGUUCUGAGAGGCACUGGUCCAUCCUUGAGGUCAAAUAAUCAGUUGUGCUUGAUACCAAGUGUUGACCAAUUAAUAAGUCACCCUGGUCUUGGCUCUUGCUCCUCCCACCCCACUCCCCUUUUCCUUCACUCCUGCUUCCUUGGAUUUGCACUCCUGAAAAAAAGCAUUUGCUCAUUAACUUUGGCCUCGGGCUCUGCUUUUUGAGGAAUCAACAUAACAACUAGGAAUGGCAGCCACGCCAUAACCACAUGAAUAAAGCGAGUGUUGUGGACACUGAUUAAGAAGAUUGUUAAGUAUCUUUUUAAGC